This is a messenger RNA of Rotaria sordida, 1407 nucleotides long. NCBI's taxonomy places the organism in Eukaryota, Metazoa, Rotifera, Eurotatoria, Philodinida, Philodinidae. The record is from the annotation of a GenBank genome assembly.
AUGUGUAGUACAAAUGGAUAUCGAGGUCCAUUUCGUCGAUUAUAUCCAACAGGAAAAUCAACUAUUCUCGAAGUUAAUGAUGAUUCUGGUGAACCACUUUUUCUUACACCUUAUAUUGAACAAGGAAAAAUUGAAGAAGCAAAAAAUUUAAGUUUGGUUGAGUUAUUACCAUUUAAACAAGAAUCAUUUUCAGGUUAUUUAACUGUUAAUAAAGAAUAUAAUUCUAAUAUGUUUUUUUGGUUUUUUCCUGCACAAAACGAAAAUAAACCCGAUACACCAAUAAUGCUUUGGUUACAAGGUGGUCCAGGUUCUUCAUCAUUAUUUGGAUUAUUUUCUGAAAUAGGUCCUAUUUAUAUUGAUAUUAAUGGAAAUAUACAAUUACGUCAAAUAACAUGGAAUAAAAAUUAUCAUUUAAUUUUUAUUGAUAAUCCUGUUGGAACUGGUUUUAGUUUUACAUCAAAUGAACAAGGUUAUGCACGUACACAAGAAGAUGUUGCACGUGAUCUUUAUUCAGCAUUAAUACAAUUUUUUCAAAUAUAUACAAAUUAUCAAGUAAAUCCAUUUUAUGUCACAGGUGAAAGUUAUGCUGGAAAAUAUGUACCUUCGAUAACAUAUAAAAUUCAUGUUGAAAAUCAAAAUCCACAAGUAAAAGUUAAAAUUAAUUUAAAAGGUAUGACUAUUGGAGAUGGAUUAUGUGAUCCAAUUAAUCAAUAUAUGUAUGGUGAUUUUCUUUAUCAGAUCGGUCUUAUUGAUCAAACUCAAAAAACUUAUGUUGAUUUACAAACAGCACUUAUGCGUUAUGCUAUUGAACAAGAACGAUAUCUAGAUGCAUUUCAUUUAUUCGAUGCUCUUCUCAAUGGUGAUCUACUUAAUACAACAUCUUAUUUUUAUAAUAUAACUGGUAUCAAAAAUUAUUUUAAUUAUUUACUAACUAACAUCCCAGAAGAUCAAAGUUAUUUUGUUUCAUUUAUUACUCAUCCCGAACGACGAAAACAAAUUCAUGUUGGUAAUACAUCUUAUGGUAGUCAAAGUGAUAUUGUCGAAAAAAUGUUACUUAAUGAUAUGAUGCAAAGUAUGGCUUGGAAAGUAGCAGCUAUAGCAAAUGCAAAUUAUAGUGUAAUGAUUUAUAAUGGUCAAUUAGAUAUUAUUAUUGCUGUACCAUUAACAACGGAAUGGGUUAAUGAACUUAAUUGGAUUGGUACUAAUGAACUUCGUCAAACACAACGAAUAGUCUGGAAAGUUGCUGCUAAUGACCCUGAAAUUGCUGGUUAUAUAAAAACAGCAAAUAAUAAUCGAUUUUUUCUUGCAACUAUUCGUAAUGCUGGUCAUAUGGUACCAUGUGAUCAACCACAUGCAAUGCUUAAUUUACUUGAAAGAUUUUUAUCUACACAACCAAAAUUUCUAUGA